Molecule: messenger RNA, 649 nt
Organism: Trichoderma harzianum CBS 226.95
Lineage: Eukaryota; Fungi; Ascomycota; Sordariomycetes; Hypocreales; Hypocreaceae
Exons: 2
Coding region: 1-549 (182 amino acids)
Source: RefSeq, a predicted model, not a curated record
AUGCCGCUGUCGUCGUCUUUUUUUGCCUGCACCGCCCCGGGCUGGCUGCUGUGCUGUCGACGACAGGCACAUGCCCUUGCCGCAGCUGAGGCCAGUGGCUCUUGCCCACAUCCAGUUGGCUGGACACGCCGCUUUUCCAGCGCCAAGGGACUUGCGCCAUGUACUGGUACCUGGCCGGGCCUGGAUCCGUUGCAUGAUGCUGGCAGCCUGCGGCAAGGUCUACAAAUGGUCUGCACAUCCAGCACUGUCCAGUACGGUCCCGCACGCAAAGACGCUGCCCCGCCAUCUCCUAAAGGCCGUCCCACCAACGCGCAGAUGUACCGGUACAUGCAUGCAAGCCCCCUUCUGCCAUCCCAUCCCAUCCCCAUCCAUCCAUUAAGCAGAGCCACUACCGUUUGGCACCGACUGCUAGGGUUCCCUAGCAUUAGCAUUAGCAGCGGAAAGCUGGGCUGGACCUCAACCUACGGGGGAGCUGCUCGCGCGACUCCAGCUCCUAAACUAGCACUGGAGUUGGCCGCACACAAAAAGCACCAGGAGCACAAAAAAUAAUGGAACUGCAGGGGAAAAAAAAGUUUUUGCCGCCAGCAUCGAACUCGCAUGCAUUGCAUUGGAUGCAUCAUCAACACGGCGCCGGUGAGCUGCUAGCGAC